GCGAAUGCUUGUCACCUGGGUCAAUUGAAUGACACCUGGCACUAGUCUGCUAGGCUUCUGCACGGAUUGGGUCUACAUUCCUUAAUGUGGCUGUUCUUGGAACCGUGAGUUUCAUGCUCCUAGUCCCCCUCGUAAAGCACCACGGUCUGAGGACAUUACCUCUCCGACAAGCAGGUCACAUUCUCUAGAGUGCAUAAUACUUGACAUUGAGACAUAGAAAGGUAAUUGCUCCUAUUGGCCCGUGCGCUCCAGCUUUGCAACAGUCAGCAGCAAGCGAUCGAUGCGGCUGUUGACGGCACGCCCUGUGGGAGAAAGAGAGAGUUGUGCAGAAGGGUGAAGGGAGUGACGUAAGCUGCCACCUGUUGUACUGUGUAGCUGCUGUUGCACACUAGCAUUCAACGCAACUCCUGUGUGUGAGUGGAGAGUGUGGCCCCAUUUCAGCAGAUUGUGAAUGCAGAAGCCUGUGUCUAUGGACAUUGUGGACAUUCAACCAACCAUAGCGGGGCUCAGGGGGCAAGGCAGAGUGCAUUGAAUUUGUCGCCUGAAGCGGAACCCAAAGAGUCCUUAGCUGCUUGAAAGUUGUUUGAAGCGGACAAUCCCAACCAAGGCCUGCCAUGUAAGGAGCCACAUUGUCCCCCCACAUUGUCCCUGCAAUGGAACCCUUCUGGUUUGCGCAACGUAGUCAAAUCAGAUAAGCAUUACCUCUGUAGACCCACUGGUUGGGUUAUGAGCCCAACUCCAGCAACUUUCUGCUGUCGGCAUUUCGCCCUGCACAGCGGAACAGAAGCAUAGAUGCUCAACCGUAUCCACCAAGGCCCAAGUAUUGAAAUCUUGAACCACAAUCUCAGACCACCAUGACUCGUUACACUAGAAUCAAGUGAAUCCAGACGAGAUCAGGGCGUCGAGUUUAGACAGCUGCAAGUGCUUGGCGCGGGGCAGUAUGGCGGAGACCAUCUUCUCGAGCCAGAGCUCCGCGGAAGCGCUCUCGGCGAACAGCUGCGACAUGAAGGAGAUCAUCGCAAUGUGGGACCCCCGCCCGGGGGACAACUCGCUCGGCCCCGACUUCCGCCGCGGCGCGCCGCCCCAAGAAGUCGCGAGCCUCGAGCAAAAGUUUGAGAGCGCCCAAGACAUGCUGUCGCAGCGCACGUCGUCCCUGGGGAAGCGCGACUUUUCGGCGCUCGUCGGGGGGGAGGGCUCGCGGCACUCGUUGGAGCUGAACGGAGGGACCCCCAAAAUGAUGAGGACGGACUCGAGCAGAGAGUCGUUCGGGAAGGUGCUUCUGGGGGAGGGCACGCUGCUCGGUUUCGAAAGGGGGGGGUCGCUUGGGGGGGUGAAGUCAGAGAGCAGCCGGGAUGGGGUCCCCGGAGGGGUGCCGGGUGGGCCAACGAGUUUUGCGGGACUCAUCAUGCAGCCUCCAAUGCUUCCAGGAACCAUCCCUCUCGGCUUCCGCCAUCCCCCUCCUUUGCAACCGUUACCCCCUUUUCCCCGAACCCUCCCCCCAAACGUCAGCCGCUCAAUCCCCCUCAACCCGCCCCCUCCGCGCCUCAUUCCCGUCCCCCCUCUCCACCCCCCUAUGCCGACCCCCCGAAACCAGAACUCAGCGGUUCAGUCGACAGGGGCCGGGGGUUCUGGCCGAAGUGGUUCCGGGGGGGACCGAAAUGCUGGAGACGGAGACCCCCAGAAGACGCAGCGGGAGAAGAACAUGCUCAAGUCGCGGCGGCACCGGUUGCGCAAGAAGGCCCAAGAGACGCUGCUCCGGGAGAAGAUUGUGAAACUAGAGGCGGAGCUCACGGCCGUGCGCGGCGAGCUGUCUCGGGUGGCGAACGAGGGGCGGCGCGAGAUUUCAAGGCUGCAGGAAGAGAACGUCCGGCUGCGGACGGAGCUCAGCCGGCGGGCGUCCGCGCCCCUCCGGGGGAUCCCCCAAGCGGCCCCGGGGAAGAACCCCGGGGAACAAUCAACGGUCGGGAAGAGCCCUGGGGAUCCAUCAACGGUCGGGAACCCCGCAGAGGAGAUUGAGAAGCUACAAGCGGAGAACCGGACGUUGAAGGAGGGGUAUCGGAAUGUGCUGGCGACGAUGAACGAGCUCAUGCAGACGAAAGCCAGCUAGCGGCGGCUUUUGUGGCGGCGGCGGGGCUGGCUGUUUUUGUCUUUUGGUCCUCCCUGUUUUUGGAAGAGUCACACAGCCUUCUGCAUCGGCUUUGAGUUUGAACAGAGUUGGGUCGUAGAGAGGUAAACCCUAGGGUACGACAUAUCUGGCUGGUUGCCGCGGCAGCCGUAGUGAAUCGGACGCUUUCUGCAGGUACUUUCAAGGCGUGCCGCAUGUUGCUUGGAAGUACCUAGGGGCAUUGCAGAACAAGUAGGCAUUGUAGCUCUGAGGUUUGUCUUUGGAGGCAAUCGCUUUCGAACAGGCUCCGAGAUCCUUUGCCCAUGAUAUGAAGCUCAACAGCAGACUUGAGUCCUCUAAAAUGUCGGACGUCGACCCACUCCGUCCAGGGCCCGGUUCUCUAGCAUGCGGGCGGACAAUGUGCCGCAAGUUGCUUAGGUCUUUCUCUGGCCAGCACGCUUGCAUGGGGGGGGGAAGUACAGUGCACUUAAAUACAGACUGCCUCUUGCAUUUUUACUACGCUGUCAUGAGAUUGGGUAC
Molecule: messenger RNA, 2644 nt
Organism: Klebsormidium nitens
Lineage: Eukaryota; Viridiplantae; Streptophyta; Klebsormidiophyceae; Klebsormidiales; Klebsormidiaceae
Source: the annotation of a GenBank genome assembly